AUGGCUCAGAUGCGGACAAUGGAAGCAUCGACUCCCGCUGACACGGACAGAGCCGACCGCGAGAUCUCGUCGAGGCCUCAGGAUAAUGAUGCUUUCUCUCAGACGAAUCCCGCGAUCGCAAACAACUCCCCGGAAAUUUCUGAGACCGAUUUGGCCGAAGACCUGAGAAAUUGUGAUGGACUGCAGGAAAACAAGGAAAACCCGAGGCCUUCCUCCUCCGAUGUCCCGUACAGCGUUCUCCCACCGGGAGAGAAGGCAUUUGUGAUUGUGGUGGGAUCCUUUGCCGCCUUGAUCUCUCCACUAUCAAGUAGCAUUUAUCUGCCCGCACUCAAUUCCCUAGCUCGGGACAUGGACGUUUCGGUCUCCUUGAUCAACCUCACGAUCACAACCUAUCUGAUAUUCCAAGGAUUGGCCCCUUCCUUUGUCGGCAGUUUUUCCGAUGGGCAUGGUCGACGCCCUGCUUACAUUGUUGCUUUCAUCAUCUACCUUGGUGCCAAUGUUGGCCUUGCGCUUCAGAGCAGCUAUCCAGCCCUGAUGGUCCUGCGUUGUCUUCAAUCCUCCGGGAGUAGUGGGACUAUCGCGCUCGGUAGCGCUGUUGUGGCAGAUUUGACUACCCGGGCAGAACGAGGUAAAUACAUUGGAUAUGCCGGAAUGGGAAUCGCCUUGGGGCCUGCCCUCGGGCCUAUCAUCGGCGGGCUGCUCGACCACUUUCUCGGCUGGAGAGCUAUCUUCUGGUUCCUAGUCAUUCUCUCCGGGACCUUUUUCAUUGUCAUCCUCAUCGUCUUCCCGGAAACAUGUCGUGCCGUGGUCGGCAAUGGCUCUGUACAGCCCCCCGCAUGGAAUCGGCCCGUAUGGGUUCUUCUGGUAUCCGGGACGCGAUUUCAUCAACCCGAUAGGAUUCCGGACCACACUACGAUCCAGCAGCUGAAGCAUCGACCUAACCCGAUCUCUUCGUUACGGAUCGUGGCACAGAAAGAAGCCGGUAUGAUUCUGUUGUAUGGAGGUCUAUUGUUCUCAGGAUAUAUGGCUGUGCUCAGUACCCUGUCGACUCAGUUGAGUAGUCGGUUUGGCUUCAAUUCCAUCCAGAUUGGAUUAUGCUACCUGCCCCUGGGACUUGGAAGCAUCAGCUCUCGUUGGACAGUGGGGACGCUACUCGACUGGAACUUCCGGCGUGAAGCCCGUCGCCAGGGCAUGGCGAUUCAGAAAAAUCGGCAGCAAGAUAUCACCCAAUUCAAUAUCGAGCAUGCACGAUUGGCGAUUACAUUACCCAUGAUCUACUUGGGGGCACUCUGUAUCCUUGCCUAUGGGUGGGUGAUGCAGUACCGCACCUCCCUGGCGGGUCCCAUUGUGAUGUUGUACUUGACGGGCCUCACGACCACCGGCGCCUUUAACACCCUGAACACGCUUGUGGUGGACAUCAAUCAUGGCAGUGCGGCAACCGCCGUCGCUGCCAACAAUCUGUGUCGGUGUCUGAUGGGAGCCGGCACUACGGGCUUUGUGGCGCCCUUGAUUGACGCCAUCGGUAUCGGAUGGACCGCCACCAUGGUCGCGGGACUGUGGAUCGUGUGUAGCCCCCUUCUGUGGGUGGUGUUUCUCCGUGGUUAUUCUUGGAGGCAAACUGAAGCAAGGCAGCGAGGCCAGGAAUUAGAGACAGCGCGAACAUAG
Messenger RNA from Penicillium macrosclerotiorum, 1665 nucleotides. RefSeq names its product MFS transporter. The transcript has 2 exons. Gene Ontology annotation, molecular function: transmembrane transporter activity. The record is from RefSeq and is a predicted model, not a curated record. Gene Ontology annotation, biological process: transmembrane transport. NCBI's taxonomy places the organism in Eukaryota, Fungi, Ascomycota, Eurotiomycetes, Eurotiales, Aspergillaceae. Bases 1 to 1665 code for a protein of 554 amino acids.